Molecule: messenger RNA, 920 nt
Organism: Medicago truncatula (barrel medic)
Lineage: Eukaryota; Viridiplantae; Streptophyta; Magnoliopsida; Fabales; Fabaceae
Exons: 4
Coding region: 236-727 (163 amino acids)
Source: RefSeq, a predicted model, not a curated record
UUAACAAACCUCUCAUUCAUCUUCUUCAUUCCAUUUACACCUUCGUGAGGUGGCCUACUAUACUAUAUUCACCUCCAUUUACAACACUUUUUUCAACUUGUCUUUCUCUAAGUUUUUUAUCAUAUAAAAAGACAAAUAUUAUAGUUGAGUAAUCAACACCAAACUCAUUACAUUCUCCAUAUUAAGCUUCCAUCUUUUACUCUUCCCCCAUGUACUCAAUUCUGUCUCCACAAUAAUGGCAUUUGCACUCAUCUUAAAGGCAAAUUUAUUGAUCACUGCCUUAAUUUUCAUUGCUAUAUUUUUCUGUUACUCAGUGGCUGCAGAGGGUGAGCUGGAUGGAGGGCAAGACAUAGUAAAGGCUUUAUCAUGCUUUGAAAAUAAGCUCAUUUAUGCUGGGUGUGAUGAUGCAUAUAGAUUAAACCCAUCUGGGAAUAUUAGGGUGCCACCAGAGGCCACUGAUUUUUUCUGUAGUGGACCAUGUCUCAUUGAAACACAGCUAGUGCUUGAAUGCAUUGACAACAUGCUCUCCAAUUUCAUAUUCUACAACAAAGCAACCGUACAACAAAUGAGAUAUGCACUAAAUUCUGGCUGCAGCUACUCUAGACAAAGAGGGAACUUCAAUUUGGAAGGUUACAUUGGAGGAGAGACAAACAAUGCUCGGGAGGUACCUAUUUUGAUUAGAUGCUAUCUCUUCAUUGCGGCAGCCACAGCAGUUUAUUUAAUGUGACUGCGUGGCAUAAUGUACUAGCAGUAAGAAACAGAUACUCUUUUAUCUUUGUGAGUUUUUAACCGUAGAGCGACAUGUUCCUAACUAGUUUGGAAGAUGAAUGCUGUUGUCUUUUAGUGUACUCUGUAAGUCUGUUUGGUACCAUAUAAUCUGAUCCAAAAUUCCAAUUUGAAUGAAGAAAUAUUUCAACUAA